This is a messenger RNA of Funneliformis caledonium, 310 nucleotides long. Lineage: Eukaryota; Fungi; Glomeromycota; Glomeromycetes; Glomerales; Glomeraceae. The record is from the annotation of a GenBank genome assembly.
AUGAUAGCCACUUUAUGGAAAAAUAGUACCUAUAACGCUAAAACUUUAUACCCUUUAACCUCUAUUUCACUUUUCACAAUAUACUACUAUAUCAGAAAACUCAAAAAAAACAUUUCCUUAGAACCUUUAUCUCAACCAGGAAGGCCAAAAAGACUUUCUCCUAAAAAACGUCAUCACCUUGAAAAACUUGUUUCAGCAAACAAAUUUUCUACAUGUGCUGAACUGGCAAAUAUUUUAAACGAGAAGUAUACCAACCUCGAUAUAAGUAAAAGAACUGUACUCAAUGAACUUUACAGUCUUAAUUAUAUUA